AUGCUGGUAUUAGUUUUUAUCUAUCUAUCUAUCUAUCUAUCUAUCUAUCUAUCUAUCUAUCUAUCUAUAUCUAUCUAUCUAUCUAUCUAUCUAUCUCAGUCUGUUCAUUAUCCAUCCAUCUAUCUAUCUAUCCAUCUAUCUAUCCAUCUAUCUAUCUAUCUAUCUCAGUCUGUUCAUUAUCUAUCCAUCCAUCCAUCCAUCCAUCCAUCCAUCUAUCCAUCAUCUAUCUCAGUCUGUUCAUUAUCCAUCCAUCUAUCCAUCUAUCCAUCUAUCUAUCCAUCCAUCUAUCACACACUCUUCUCUAUCCAUCCAUCACACCUCUUAUCCAUCCAUCCAUCCAUCCAUCCAUCUAUCCAUCUAUCUAUCUAUCCAUCCAUCCAUCCAUCUAUCACACACCUUCCUUAUCCAUCUAUCCAUCUAUCUAUCUAUCCAUCUAUCUAUCACACUCUUCUCCAUCUAUCUAUCACACACUCUUAUCUAUCUAUCUAUCUAUCUAUCCAUCUAUCACACACUCUUCCUUAUCUAUCUAUCACACACUCUUAUCUAUCUAUCUAUCUAUCACACACUCUUCUCUAUCUAUCUAUCACACACUCUUAUCUAUCUAUCUAUCUAUCUAUCUAUCUAUCUAUCACACACUCUUCCUUAUCUAUCUAUCUAUCUAUCUAUCUAUCUAUCUAUCUAUCUAUCACACACUCUUCUCUAUCUAUCUAUCACACACUCUUCUCUAUCUAUCUAUCUAUCUAUCUAUCUAUCUAUCUAUCUAUCUAUCUAUCUAUCACACACUCUUCUUUAUCUAUCUAUCUAUCUAUCUAUCUAUCUAUCUAUCUAUCUAUCUAUCUAAUGAUUGUGCAAUGA
Acanthosepion pharaonis is the source of this 855-nucleotide messenger RNA. The record is from the annotation of a GenBank genome assembly. NCBI's taxonomy places the organism in Eukaryota, Metazoa, Mollusca, Cephalopoda, Sepiida, Sepiidae.